Triticum aestivum (bread wheat) is the source of this 801-nucleotide messenger RNA. RefSeq lists its product as uncharacterized. Lineage: Eukaryota; Viridiplantae; Streptophyta; Magnoliopsida; Poales; Poaceae. Bases 15 to 416 code for a protein of 133 amino acids. The transcript is spliced from 2 exons. The record is from RefSeq and is a predicted model, not a curated record.
GCUCGGCAAACUCGAUGCGCACCGUCAAGGUUUUGGCUCUCAGAUCUUCUGCAGAUAAGUUGCAUGCGGUUCUUAACAUCCUCAGGUGGUUCCCCUGUCUCGAGAGGCUCCAUGUCACUUUUGGUAAACACCAUGAUAUGGAUCAGCAAAAUGAGCCUCAGCAUGACCCACUACAUCCAAUCGAAUGCCUUGAGACCCAUCUAAAAAAAGUGGUGUUUAAGCCAUUCGAGGGCUAUGGGAAACAGGUUGACUUUGCCAGGUUCUUUGUGUUGAAUGCAAAGGUGCUAGACAAAAUUGAAUUUGAAGCAUAUAAUCACUACGGCAUUGAAAUGGUGGGCUAUGAACACAAGCUGCUACAAGUGGAAAACAGAGCCUCUCGGCACGCUCGGUUUGUAUUCAAGACUAUUUCAUCCUGACUGGGUACCAUGUCAAUAAGCAUAUCCAUGAUUGGUCGGUCAGAAGCCGGCCCCUGCCGACAGCCUUAGACAGGGGUAAUGCCUGAAGAUUGAAGUGUCUUGUGCUAAUUUGGUAGAUGGUGUUGAUGCCUGAAGAUUGCACCACCUUCCGUUGUCUGCUCUGUUUCUAGUCUAUGGUUCCUCUGUAAUUCCAGUAACUUAUUGUAUUGAAGUUUGAGUUUACUGAGAUGUAACUCAGUGCCAUCUGUCUUGUACAGUACAAAUUAGCUUCUCCCUCUCUAAAGAAAUAUAAGAUCUUUUAGAUCACUAGCUAGUAAUUGUACUCUUUCCUAGAGCAAGUAAAGCAUUGGAUUUGGCCAAGGACCUGGAAAUAAUGUUGGCUUUG